This is a messenger RNA of Gadus macrocephalus (Pacific cod), 1280 nucleotides long. RefSeq names its product tumor necrosis factor receptor superfamily member 14-like. Bases 319 to 1278 code for a protein of 319 amino acids. NCBI's taxonomy places the organism in Eukaryota, Metazoa, Chordata, Actinopteri, Gadiformes, Gadidae. The record is from RefSeq and is a predicted model, not a curated record. Gene Ontology annotation, biological process: positive regulation of cytokine production involved in immune response; positive regulation of peptidyl-tyrosine phosphorylation; apoptotic process. Gene Ontology annotation, molecular function: protein binding; transmembrane signaling receptor activity. Gene Ontology annotation, cellular component: external side of plasma membrane; membrane. The transcript is spliced from 9 exons.
UCAUGCUUCCUAGAGAAGACCUGGUGGGCGUGGCGUUAUUUUUCUAUCUCCUUCCUGAUAAUGCAUCAGACAAGACAUACCUGUGAGGCUGGACAUGCCGACAGGACACGACAGAUGGAUCUCUUCUCUCAUGUUCGCCCUUCACCCCAAACAUGGACAGACAAAAAAUAGUUUGUGGACUUCACUAAAAUAGUUUGUGUGCUCAAACGUUUUUUUUCCCCCUCGGAUACAAACCCACCUGCCGCAAGACAUAAGGACGAGCCUGUGGAUCACCAGCAUAACCCAUUAGAUAUUUCAGAAUUUUAAUAGAUAGUCAAAAUGCACAUCCUGGGGACCCUCAUGUUCAUAAUAUGUUUAGCUGGCUAUGGCUAUGCAGUCGUACGUUGUCCCUGGGAUGAAUACCGAGUGGGAAGUGAAUGUUGCCCAUUAUGCCCUCGUGGAUGGCAUUUUGUAAAGGACUGCUCAAUGUCAAACAAAAGCUCUACAAAUUGCUCAAAGUGCCCCGGUGGUACUUUCCAAGCAGGCAACAACAAGGAGAAGCAAUGCUCUAACUGUACAAAGUGUGACGCAGGUCUCGGUCUGAAGGUGAAGAAGUCGUGUUCAUCAACAUCAGAUGCUGUGUGUGAGGUCCUGGAUGGAUUCUUCUGUGGUGACUCUAACAGAGGUGGAUGUAGGACCGCUCAGAGACACACGGUUUGCAGUCCUGGUCAAUACAUCGGUCAAAGAGGAACAGCAGAUAAAGACACAGAGUGCCUUCACUGUACUGAUGGAACAUUCUCAAAUGGCACAUCAACGUCUUGUCAGAACCACACAAAAUGUGAAUCUGAGGGACUGAAACUGAUGAGACCAGGAACUGAUUCAACUGAUUCUGAAUGUGGAGAACCUGGUUCACAUGCAGGACUAGUGGCAGGACUAGUAAUAGCAGGAGUCAUAGGAAUGGCUUCAAUAAUCGGAGGCAUUUUUCUGUACAAGAAAAAAAGAGAAAAGGCUAAUCAAAGGCGUGAUACGAAAAGCGAAACACAGGAACUGGAGAACGAAACUACACCACUAAGGUCCACUGACGGUCCUGAACCAACCAGGGACCAACAAGACCCUACCACAACUAUGGAGAAUCACAAUGGUGUCCAGAGUCCAGCCCCACCCUCAAGCCUCUCGCAUAAUGGAUCUGUCUCAGUCCAUUGUGAGGACGAUCCUAUUGUUUCACCUUCUUCUGACGAAUGUACCAUCACUGUAAAUGGUCCGUCUGUCCACUUUAAGAGGGAAAAUGGAGCAGCCUAGUC